ACACACACACACACACACACACACACACCCUGACUCCCUCCCGUCUCACCUACUAUGUGCUGUCUGCUCUGAGAUACAAAGAAGAGCAGCUUGUGUGAGACGUUUACCCCCGUCACAGAGACGAUGGAGCUGUGGAUACUUCUUCUCCUGCACUUCCACCUUGGCAAUGCUCCUUGGAUUGAAGGUGGGGAGGAGGCAGAGCGUUUAAACCUUACAAUACUUGUGCCCCCGUCCCUGCCCUCGCCCUCCAACGUCCUCAUCUCCUCCUUCAACAUGGAGCACACGCUCAGCUUCCUGCCGGGAGCCCUGACCCCCUCCGACGCCCACUUCACCGUCCAAAUCCUGCGAUCCAGGAAGAACCUGUGGAGGACCGUGGGCGUCUGCGCGGAGCUGAAGGCCGGACAGACGUGUAACCUGACCAAAGCGCUCAAGGACCCGUAUGACGACUACAAAGCGCGCGUCCAGGCUGUCGCCCUCAACCGGACGUCCAACUGGACUGUGUCUGGGUGGUUCCAGCCUCUGACAGACACUGUGCUGGGACCGCCGGCCUUCUCUGUGUCGGGCUGUGGGAACUGUUUGAUGCUGCAGCUCAGAGCUCCCACACAGACGGUGCUCCCCAAGCUGCAGCUGCAGGACCUCUACGGAGACGUCGUCUUCCACGUGCGAAGAACCAGGGAUGAUUCACAGUUCAGACUGCAUCAGCCCUACAAGGAGGAGAUCGUGAUCCCGCACCUUCAGCCAGGCGUGGAGUACUGCGUGACCGUCACAGUCACAUCAUUCACCACUACCCAUACUGUCUCCAGUAAACCUCAAUGUGCUUUCACCAGCCCUCCCCCUCCAAGACACUCACUGUACAUUAUCUCCAGCCUGCUGGGGGCAUUUUGUGCGGUGGCCUUCAUCCUUGUGGGACUGGUCAUGUACGGCAGUCGGCUGAGCUUCAAAUUACUCAAAUAUUGCCUGCCCAAAUCUCUGUUGUACGUCUUCUUCCAAGGCCAACACCGCAGUGGUGCGCUCCCUGACCUCUCAAGGUGUGUCUCAGCCUCACAACCACAUGACAGAGGCUCCAGCGGCCGCCUGAGGAACACCUCAAAGGGACUGGACUGCCGCUAGAGACCACAAAAGCUUGUUUUGCUGGACCUGACUCGGCUGACUGGUCGAGUUUGCUGUCUGUAAAACAGCUUUUUCAACUCAGGGAACGGUUUUGUCAAAAGUUGGAAGAGAAACUGGAAAUCCCCAAGUCAUGAGAAUAAACUGCAUAAGUGCUUUUUACUGUGGUUAUUACUGUAUGUGUGGACUUAUUGGUCCACUUUCUUUCUAUCCCUCUUGUUUUACCUCCUUAAAAUGUGUUACAGUGAAUACUUCUGUUUUUUUGUUUGUUUUUUUUGUUGCAUAGCUCUAGUGCAGUAAACCCUGCUUUAUUGAGAACCCUUGCACUAACCCGAACACAAACACCAGCGUCUGUGUGUCAAACUUUUCCGGUAACUGUUGAUGUAAAUAGAGUUCUUUCAUGAUUAUUUUCCAAUAAAGAAAACUGAAAUGACUGAA
Mugil cephalus (flathead mullet) is the source of this 1545-nucleotide messenger RNA. RefSeq names its product interferon alpha/beta receptor 2-like. The coding region runs from base 124 to 1110 and encodes 328 amino acids. The record is from RefSeq and is a predicted model, not a curated record. The transcript has 7 exons. NCBI's taxonomy places the organism in Eukaryota, Metazoa, Chordata, Actinopteri, Mugiliformes, Mugilidae. Gene Ontology annotation, molecular function: protein binding.